AUGAAUCGCCAUGAAGGAGUCAGCUGUGAUUCAUGUUUGAAAAAUAACUUCAGGGGACGACGAUACAAAUGUUUGAUUUGCAUCGACUACGAUUUGUGCGCUACUUGCUAUGAAUCUGGCGCAGUCACGAAUCAACAUACAACAGAACAUCCUAUGCAAUGUAUUCUUACAAGAAGUGAUUUUGACCUAUACUAUGCUGGAGAGACACAGGCUCUGGAACAGCCUCAGGCAUAUACAUGCCCCUUUUGCAACCGUAUGGGUUUCACAGACACAACACUUAUGGAACAUGUGACUGCAGAACAUGCAGAUACAACCCUUGCUGUGGUAUGCCCAGUCUGUGCCUCAUUAUCGGGUGGAGAACCAAAUUUUGUGACUGAUGACUUUGCUGGCCAUCUUACCCUCGAACAUCGAACUGGACCAAGAGAUCUCAUCUCUUUUCUGGAUGAACCCAGCGGUAUCAGGCAUGGUGGUGUCCGUCGCAUGCCUCCUUCAGGUCGCGGGGUCAGCCGCGCCCGUCGCACCAAUAUGCAAUUCAGCACAAGCGGUGGCAUAUCCUCUCUCUCGCCAUCGUCGCGCGACGCGGUCGUCGACCCGAUAGCGGAGCUCCUGUCACAGCUGUCUGGAGUGAGGCGUGGCGCCGGCCAGCCCGGGACGCCCAGCCAGCUGCAACAGUUGCAGAUGCAACUGCAGCUUGAACGGCAGCAGGCUACGGCGGCUCGUCAGCAGCUGGAACGGCUACCGCGCAGGGCUGCCGCUUCUUCGAGCGGCGCGGCCGCUCCUCCGCCCGCACCGCAGCCCGCGGCGCCACAGCCGCAACCCGACACCCCUGACUCCAACUUCCUGCUCUCCGGCUUCCUAGGCGCAACGAGUUCUGCAAGCAGCGAAGAGGCGGAGUCCCGGGCGGCGUUGCUCCGUGGACUGAUGCUCGCUUCGCUGGGGCGCGCUCCCCCGGCCCCCCCUCCCGCGCUGCCCCCGCAGCCUGCACCCCCCUCGCGGCCCUCGCAGCCACCGCAACCGAUCGCACCUCCCGCAGCUCAGCCGCCGCAGCCGGCCCAACCAUUGCCGCGCACGAAGCCGCAACCCCGCACCAAAGUA
Messenger RNA from Iphiclides podalirius (scarce swallowtail), 1095 nucleotides. The record is from the annotation of a GenBank genome assembly. NCBI's taxonomy places the organism in Eukaryota, Metazoa, Arthropoda, Insecta, Lepidoptera, Papilionidae.